AUGGCUGGGCCCAGCCUGGGGGUGUUUCUUGAUAUUGAAAGCUGCGCUCGCAUCACCACUCCCUUACCUGCAGUCCAGAAUCAGCAGGGGACUGUGCAACCUCAAUCUGACCUGGAGUUGGAUGAGAUCCACCCAGCACGAAGUCUAGACCAAAAAGCCCGCGAGCCAAGGGUACACGAAUCACCUGGAUCAUCCAUACCCACACCAGGCACACUGGAGAGUUCGGUGCACACACCGAUCGCUGAAAAUCCCACUACGAUUGAAUGGGCACUGGAUCGAACAGUAGUCUCUUGGAAAGACAAAUGGCGGCUUUUCAGUGCGUGCUUGAUGCUUCUUGGGAAUGGCAUGAAUGACGGCGCUCCCGGUGCGUUGAUUCCUUACAUGGAAAAGCAUUAUCAGAUUAGCUAUUCAGUCGUUUCGUUAAUCUUUGUCGGCAAUGCGCUGGGCUUCAUUUCUGCUGCCCCAGUCACGCAUUCUAUCGACCAAAUGCUCGGACGCUCCAAGACUUAUGCCUUGUCAAUGUUCAUCCUAGCUGCGGCCUAUAUUGUCAUCACUUGUCAGCCUCCGUUUCCAGUGGUGGUGGUGUGUUUCUUCCUGCUGGGAUUCGGUGUGGCUUUGAACUUGGCCCUCAACAAUGCAUAUAGUGCCGGCUUGGCGGAUAGUACCACGGCCCUAGGACUGGUAUGUGGUACAUAUGGCAUUGGAGGUACUGUUGCACCCUUGUUUGCGACUGCCAUGGAAUCUCAUGGUAUUCGCUGGUCGCUUUUCUAUUCUGUCCCUCUUGCAGUCUGUUUGCUCAAUUUGGCCUUUGCCUCAUGGGCAUUCUCAAACUUUGAGCAAGACACUUCGAUUGAGCCACAACAGGCGAUUCGCAUAUCUGCAGAGAGGGUGAACAUUGAAGAAGAGCAUUUAAGUCGCACUCAGCUCCUCAAAAAAGCCAUUCGAAACCGCACCACCCUCUUGGGAGCGCUAUUCAUUUUUGCAUACCAAGGCGCCGAAGUUUCCAUAUCUGGCUGGGUGGUUUCUUUCCUCAUCAACUAUCGACAUGGCGAACCUUCCCGCGUCGGAUAUGUCAGUUCCGGAUUCUGGGCCGGCAUCACCGCUGGUCGGUUUCUCUUGACCCACCCUGCUGCAAAGAUUGGUGAGAAGGUUGCCGUGCUGGGAAUGGUUGCCGGGGCCGUCAUUUUCCAGCUGAUGACUUGGCUCAUUCCGAAUGUCAUCAGCGAGGCGGUCAGUGUGGCUAUCCUGGGCGUAUUGCUCGGGGCGGUCUAUCCAUGUGCUGCCUCGGUAUUCACGAAGCUGCUGCCUCGAAGUAUGCACAUUCCCAGUCUAAGCUUUGUCAGCGCCUUAGGGAGUAGUGGCGGUGCGGUUUGGCCGUUUGUAACCGGUAUUCUGUCACAGCAUGUGGGAACUAUGAUACUACAUCCAAUUUGUAUCGGGUUGUAUGGAGUAAUGGCAGCCAGUUGGCUUCUGCUACCCAAGAUCUCGAAGAGAUCCGAGUAA
Messenger RNA from Penicillium verhagenii, 1503 nucleotides. RefSeq names its product putative MFS efflux transporter. The transcript has a single exon. The record is from RefSeq and is a predicted model, not a curated record. Gene Ontology annotation, cellular component: membrane. Bases 1 to 1503 code for a protein of 500 amino acids. Gene Ontology annotation, molecular function: transmembrane transporter activity. Gene Ontology annotation, biological process: transmembrane transport. NCBI's taxonomy places the organism in Eukaryota, Fungi, Ascomycota, Eurotiomycetes, Eurotiales, Aspergillaceae.